UCUACUUAAGCAAUUUGUCUUUGUGUGGUUUAAAAUAUGCAAAGGUUAUCGAAUUUUGCGUUGUUUAGUCAAGUUUCCUUUUGUAUUUUGUUUCAAUCACGCAUAUAGAGAGUCGUGUGGCAUAACAAUUAGAUAUUCUAGUAUUUUGGGUCACUGACAAGGUAUGCAAACAUUAGGCAAAGUUGGCAAAGCAAGAUGGGACCCACCUCAAAACUGUCUACCAAGUUUGAAGAGUGAGGCCUGUAUACCGAUGCAAACUGGUUACGAAAAAGAAAGACUAUGGAGCAGUAUUGUUAAAGGUGGAUCAAAACCAGUUAAAAGCUCAGAACAGUCAUUAGAACGUCAUAAAAAGUGUCACGUCACAUCAGAACGUUCUAUACAAAGUAAGUCAAAACAAACGGGACAUAAUGAAGACAGUGUCACUAUAUAUAAGCGAAAAACUACAAAAGGAGAUCAUAGUGAUAUACUGCAAACCGGAAAGAAAAAGUUACUACCUACAGGUUAUUUAUCUGGCGGACCUCCAGCUCGAAGUAAAGAACUAGACAAGAACAGUGCAUGUACACCAGAAACUGCAUUUCAAGAAAACAAUGCUUACAAACAUGGAAGUAAAAGUAUUAUUAUCGAGGAAGAUCAAAAAGAAAAGAAACCUGUGUUAGAAUUCAGCUUACGACCACAAAGCAAAUUUAUGACAGUAUCAAGAGCUGAAAACAGUAGUAUAAACGAUCCACGGCAAGCGGCUGGUCUCGGAUCGGAUGAAGACAUCACACUCUUUUGUAUACCGUGUAACAGAGAUGGUGCUGGAGAAGCUGCAUUUGGUUAUUGCGAAAAUUGCAGCGAGUUUUUGUGUAAGUCUUGCUUAAAGCAUCAUAAGAAGGCAACACCAUCAAGACAUCAUACACUACUUGAUAAAGACGAAAUGCCAGUCAGUCAGCAACCACAACUUCAGUCAACAGUGUUGGCAAAACCGCAGCUUCCAUCAAACCUGGUGACCCAACCGCAACUUCCACCAAACCCAUUGGCCCAACCGCAGCUUCCAUCAAACCUGUUGGCCCAACCGUCGCUUCCAUCAACACUGUUGACGAAGACACAUAAAGUUAGAGGCUACUGCAGCAGACAUCAGAAAGAAUCUUUGAAAUAUAUGUGUACUGAACAUAGGCAGAUCGCUUGCAGUGUGUGCGUAAUGCUUGAACAUCGGAACUGCAAUAUUGAGUACAUUCCAGAGGUUUCUAAGUAUAUUGUAAAUAGCAAACAUUAUUUUGAUACGUCUGAAAGAAUGGAAACAUUUGUAAGAUUGUGUAAAGAUAUCAAAGAUGAGAUGAAACAAAUGGUAGAGAAAUCAAAUGAAUCUUUGAAGAGUGUGUUACCAUUAGUUAAACAUUUCAGACAAACAGUUAAUGAACGUUUUAACGAAUUGGAGAAUGAUAUGGAAAAUAUUUCAGAGAGUCUGUGUAAAGAAAAUAACAAGAAGCUGAAGGGAACAGAAGUUAAACUGGAUUAUAUGGAAAGGUCUGUUCGUGGCGAAUCAAACGAAAUAAAACAUCUAAAUGCAACAGGCCAAACCGAUGCGCUUUUCAUGGAACUAAUAGAAUCAGAGAACAUGUUAGCCGAGCAUGAAGAAAAUGUAUCAAACUUAAAAUCAAACUUAAACAUUUGCGAAUACGAACUUAUUCGCAACCCAAGUUUAUCAUGUCUGUUUGAGAACGAAAUGCCUCUUGGUACAAUACAACAAAAAGUAGAAGACCCAGCUUCAAGAAACGAGCAACCAGAAAUGGCAGACGAUCCAUAGAUAAAUAUAAAGCUAUGCUCAGUACAGUUUUGAAUGGAAUGAUGAAACAAAAUAUAUAAGCCGUAAUGUUUCGUAUGCGUCAAUAUCUCUGUCAAUUUCUAGUAAAGUAAACAACUGUAUCAUAAUCAUCAUCAUGUUUCAUACGCUUGAAUGUCUAUGCCAGUUAAUGUAAACAUCUGAAUCACAAUCAUCAUCAUGUUUCAUACGCCUGAAUGUCAAUGCCAAUUAAUGUAAACAUCUGAAUCACACUCAUCAUCAUAUUUCAUACACCUGAAUGUCUAUAUCUGUAUCACAAUCAUCAUCAUGUUUCAUACGCUUGAAUGUCUGUGUCAGUUAAUGUAAGCGUCUGAAUCACAAUCAUCAUCAUGUUUCGUACGCUUGAAUGUCUAUGUCACUUAAUGUAAACAUCUGUAUUACAAUCAUCAUCAUGUUUCAUAGGCUUGAAUGUCUAUGUCAGUUAAUGUAAACAUCUGUAUUACAAUCAUCAUCAUGUUUCAUAGGCUUGAAUGUCAAUGUCAGUCAAUGUAAACAUCUGUAUCACAAUCAUCAUCAUGUUUCAUAGGCUUGAAUGUCAAUGUCAGUUAAUGUAAAAACCUGUAUUACAAUCAUCAUCAUGUUUCAUAGGCUUGAAUGUCAAUGUCAGUUAAUGUAAACAUCUGUAUCACAAUCAUCAUCAUGUUUCAUAGGCUUGAAUGUCAAUGUCAGUUAAUGUAAACAUCUGUAUCACAAUCAUCAUCAUGUUUCAUAGGCUUGAAUGUCAAUGUCAGUUAAUGUAAACACCUGUAUUACAAUCAUCAUCAUGUUCCGUACGCCUCAAUAUCUAUGUCAAUUUCUAGUAUAGACAACAGUAUCACAAUCAUCAUCAUGUUUCAAUACGCUUGAAUAUCUAUGUCAAUGAAUGUAAACAUCUGACUCAAAAUCAUCAUCAUGUUUCAUACGCUUCAAUAUCUAUGUCAAUUUAUGUAAACAUCUGUAUCACAGUCAUCAUCACGUACAGGAUAGACAUCUAAACAUGGUACCUAUAAUUACGAAAAUCAAUUCAAAGAAUAAUGCUAAUUGUUUAUUUCUAACUUUUGAGACGAAGUAUAAUACUGAGUGUAAAUUAUAUUAUUUUAGCAUGACAUUAAAGUUUUUCUGGAAUUUCU
Molecule: messenger RNA, 2931 nt
Organism: Mercenaria mercenaria
Lineage: Eukaryota; Metazoa; Mollusca; Bivalvia; Venerida; Veneridae
Exons: 5
Coding region: 164-1786 (540 amino acids)
Molecular function (GO): zinc ion binding
Source: RefSeq, a predicted model, not a curated record